CUCUGUGUUCGAUUUGUUAGGUCUGGCUCAGUGCGCCGAACUCUGCUGGCAGCUGAGAGGGGAAGCCGGAAAACGGCAAGUUCCUGGUGCAAAGGUUGCUCUGCAGCAUAAUUUAGGCAUUGGAGGAGCUGUGGUUGUGACGAUCUACAAGAUGGGUUUUCCUGAAGCUGCCAGUUCUUUCAGAACUCAUCAAAUUGAGGCUCUUCCAACCAGCUCUGCAGUUAAUGGAUUUAAGGCAAAUGUUGUCUUUAAGGAGAUUGAGAAGAAGCUUGAAGAGGAAGGGGAACAGUUUGUGAAGAAAAUCGGUGGUAUUUUUGCCUUCAAGGUGAAGGACGGCCCUGAGGGUAAAGAAGCCACCUGGGUGGUGGAUGUGAAGAAUGGCAAAGGAUCAGUUCUUCCUAACUCAGAUAAGAAGGCUGACUGCACAAUCACAAUGGCUGACUCGGACUUACUGGCGUUAAUGACUGGUAAAAUGAAUCCUCAGUCGGCCUUCUUUCAAGGCAAAUUGAAAAUCACUGGCAACAUGGGUCUGGCUAUGAAGUUACAAAAUCUUCAGCUUCAGCCGGGCAAAGCUAAGCUGUGAAGAACUCCCUUUGCCUACCUUUGAAAAUUAAGAUGAGAUAUAUAGAUAUAUAUCCAUAUAUUUCAUUGUCCUAACUUAGACGGAAACUACACAUUGGCAAAUAGUGUGAGAUUUGUUUUAAAAUGGGUGUGACCGAUCCUGUUUUUCCUAAGCUCUGGGUAGACAGGGCCCAAUGGUGUACUACUGCAUGCUGAAUUGCAUACAAAACUGUGCAUUACAAAGUUCAUAUGGUAAUUAUGGUUUGGGGUAAAACUUGAGUUUCAGAAUAAAAUUAGGAACAGCAAAAUCUAAAAACUAUGUAAACAAAAGCUCUCAUUUUGCUUAUAAAGUAUAUUUAAAGAUCAUUCUGCUGAAGAUUCAACUUAAGUUUUCCUCUGGAGAACUAGGGGAGAAGCCGAAUACUAGGAACUGGCCAGUGGUAAUUACUGUUGUGACUUAAUGUCCUUACUCUAUUUUCCAUUAAUAGUUUUUAAAAUUCUGUACUGAGAUGUUUUUAAAAAAGACUUAAAUUUUGCUUUUCAUGCCAUCACAAUGGUAUUUUUUUUCCCCAAAUCAAAAUAAACCUGAUCAGAGCUUGGGGGGAAAAAAUCUACAGCUGAAUGCAGGCCUAUUUUUAAAAUAAAAGUAUUUUUAAAAUGACUUUCCUUCUUGAAAAAAUCAGUGUAUUGGUCUUAAAACGCUAUUUUAAAAAUAAUUGAACAAAUAAAGUUUGCUUUGAGAUGCACAGUUUUCAAAGUAUCUAUCUGUAAAGCUGUCAGUCCUUUGUUCUCAUUUUCCUUUUCCAUAUAAGUUUAAUUAUCCACAUUUGAUUUAUCUUCUUCCUGUUUUUUCUAAUGCUAAUGUUAUUUCUUAUAACUCAGUAAGAUAUGGGAUAAAAUAAUGCUUUUGGAAGAAUGUUUAAUAGAAAAUUAAAAUAGUUCUUCCUGA
Leptonychotes weddellii (Weddell seal) is the source of this 1510-nucleotide messenger RNA. Lineage: Eukaryota; Metazoa; Chordata; Mammalia; Carnivora; Phocidae. The record is from RefSeq and is a predicted model, not a curated record.